AUGUCGUCGAAGCUUCUUCUCCUUCACACUUCUCAUCUCACCGCCGUACAUAUCCGCUCCAGUAUCAUCUCAACUUUCCUCAUCUCCGGCUACAAUUCGCCGUCUUCCAGAUUCUACAAUCCUCUAAAACCAGCUCCCCGUAGUCGUCCUACCUCUCUUAUAUACUCUUCUCAUCCGCAGAGAAGUUUCUCGAUUAACGCCUUCGAUACCAAAAACGACGGAGUUGUAUCAUCGUCGGAGGAGAAACCAAAGGCUGAAGAAGCUGAAAAUGGGAAUUUGGGAAGCUCUGAAACCGGAAAGGAUGCCAGCUCGACUAUAACAUCCGAGAAGAAGGACAGUAGCGAAGACAAGUAUCCGAGUGGAGAAUUCGAGUUCCGGGAAUUCGGUGCGUGGAAAAAGUUUACUGUCAAGUGUAAGAUGCUCUUUGCUUGGCCUUGGCAGCGCGUGAGGAAAGGCAGUGUUUUGACCAUGAAAUUGCGCGGCCAGAUAACUGAUCAGUUAAAGAGCCGUUUCUCUUCAGGACUGUCACUGCCUCAAAUAUGUGAGAACUUUAUAAAAGCUGCUUAUGAUCCUCGAAUCUCUGGCAUAUAUCUCCACAUCGAUCCAUUGAAUUGUGGUUGGGGCAAAGUAGAAGAAAUUCGUAGGCACAUAUUAGAUUUCAAAAAAUCAGGAAAGUUUAUUGUCGGAUUUGCGCCUGCUUGUGGAGAGAAAGAGUAUUAUAUAGGCUGUGCUUGUGAAGAGCUUUAUGCUCCUCCUAGUGCUUACUUUUCACUGUAUGGAUUGACAGUUCAAGCAUCAUUCCUGGGAGGUGUCCUUGAAAAAGUUGGAAUUGAACCUCAAGUGCAAAGAAUUGGCAAAUAUAAGAGUGCUGGGGAUCAACUCACUCGCAAAAAUAUAUCUGAAGAGAACCGAGAGAUGCUGACUGCGUUGCUUGACAACAUUUAUAACAAUUGGGUUGAUAAAGUAUCCCAAGCCAAAGGUAAGAAGAAAGAAGAUAUAGAAAAUUUUAUAAAUGAAGGUGUAUACAAAAUUGAACAGUUGAAAGAAGAUGGAUGGAUAACAGAUAUAAAGUACGAUGAUGAGGUGAUGUCCAUGUUGAAGGAGCGCCUGAAACUUCCGAAGGAUAAGAGUCUUCCUACUGUUGAUUACAGAAAAUACUCUGCGGUUAGGGGAGGGACUCUUGGUUUAACGGGGCACAAGGACCAGAUAGCUGUAAUCAGAGCGUCUGGAAGUAUUAGUCGUUCACGUGGUCCGUUUAGUAUGCGUGGAUCUGGAAUUAUUGCUGAGGAUAUUGUUGAGAAGCUCCGUAGUGCCAGGGAGUCAAAAAAGUACAAGGCUGUUAUCAUCCGCAUUGAUAGUCCUGGAGGUGAUGCUCUUGCUUCUGAUUUAAUGUGGAGAGAAAUCAGACUAUUGGCAGAGUCAAAGCCUGUAAUUGCUUCAAUGGGUGAUGUGGCAGCAAGUGGUGGAUAUUAUAUGGCAAUGGGAACUGGUGUCAUAGUUGCAGAGAAUCUCACAUUAACGGGUUCAAUUGGAGUUGUGACUGGGAAGUUCAAUCUUGGAAAAUUGUAUGAAAAGAUUGGUUUCAACAAGGAAAUAAUAUCCAGGGGAAGAUUUGCUGAGCUUACUGCUGCUGAUCAACGUCCAUUCAGACCAGAUGAGGAAGAACUCUUUGCUAAGUCGGCCCAGAAUGCAUAUAGGCAAUUUCGAGACAAGGCUGCCUUCUCAAGAUCAAUGCCUGUAGAGAAAAUGGAGGAAGUGGCACAAGGUAGAGUUUGGACAGGCAAUGAUGCGGCUUCGCGAGGAUUAAUUGAUGCUAUUGGUGGUUUUCGUCGUUCUGUUGCGAUAGCAAAAGAAAAGGCAAAUAUACCACAAGAUCAUGAGGUAACACUUGUUGAGCUGGUUAGGCCGUCACCAUCUCUGCCAGAACUUUUAACUGGCAUAGGAAGCUCUCUUGCUGGAGCCGACAGAAUCUUGAAUUUAUUAGACGGGUUGGCAUCUUCUGAAGGAAUUCAAGCACGCAUGGAUGGGAUAAUGUUCCAGCUAUUAGAUGGGGACGAUUAUCCUAGUCCCAUAUUAAGAAUGCUGAAGGAUUACCUGGGUUCCCUCUGA
Molecule: messenger RNA, 2109 nt
Organism: Oldenlandia corymbosa var. corymbosa
Lineage: Eukaryota; Viridiplantae; Streptophyta; Magnoliopsida; Gentianales; Rubiaceae
Source: the annotation of a GenBank genome assembly